AUGGCCCAAGCUCACUGGGGAUGCUGCCCCUGGCUUGUCCUCCUCUGUGCUUUGGGUGCCUGGGGCCACCCAAAAUCAGUGGACCUGACGGCAGAGGACGUGAGAAACUGUUUAAUCAGCCCUCCGUACCUUCCAGUUACUGUAGUCAAUACCACAGCACAGCUCACAGCCCUCCGCCAGCAGAUGCACAUCCAGAAUCUUUUUGCCUACAUCAUCCCUGAAACGGAUGCCCACAUGAGUGAGUACAUCGGCACACGUGACAAGAGGCGUGCGUGGAUGACAGGCUUCACAGGGUCUGCAGGAACUGCAGUGGUAACCAUGGGGAAAGCAGGUCUCUGGACUGACAGUCGCUACUGGACCCAGGCUGAGCGGCAGAUGGACUGCAACUGGGAACUACAUAAAGAAGUUGAUACAGCUUCCAUAGUCGUCUGGCUCCUCACUGAGGUUCCUGCUGGAAAGCGUGUGGGUUUCGACCCCUUUCUCUUCUCCAUUGGUUCCUGGGAGAGUUAUAACAUGGCCCUCAUGAACUCUAACAUAAAACUGGUGUCCAUCACACCCAACCUUGUGGACCAGGCAUGGGGGUCAGAGAAGCCUCUGGUUCUGAGCCAGCCCAUUUAUGUCCUGCAGGAGGCAUUCACAGGGAACACCUGGCAGAAGAAAGUAUCUGACAUCCGCAGCCAGAUGCAAAAGCAUCCCAAGGCACCAACUGCUGUCCUUCUGUCAGCGCUUGAUGAGACGGCCUGGCUCUUCAACCUUCGUGGCAGUGACAUCCCUUAUAACCCCUUCUUCUACUCCUACACACUGCUCACAGACUCCUCUAUCAGGUUAUUUGUAAACAGGAGUUGCUUAAACUCUGAGACCCUGAAGUACCUCAACUCCAGCUGCACGGGCUCCAUGUGUGUGCAAGUCGAAGAUUACAGCCAAGUCCGUCACAACGUCCAAGCCUACGCCUCAGGAAAAGUGAAGAUCUGGAUCGGGACCAGCUAUACUACAUACGGGCUCUAUGAAGUGAUACCCACGGAGAAACUCAUAGAAGACACCUACUCCCCAGUGAUGGUGACCAAGGCGGUGAAAAAUAGCAAGGAACAGGCCCUCCUCAGGGCCAGCCACGUGCGGGACGCCGUGGCUGUGAUCCGCUACUUGGUGUGGCUGGAGAAGAACGUGCCCAAAGGCACCGUGGAUGAGUUCUCGGGGGCAGAGCUGCUCAACAAGUUCCGAGGAAAGGAACAGUUCUCCUCUGGACCCAGUUUCGAAACCAUCUCUGCUAGUGGCCUGAAUGCCGCCUUGGCCCACUACAGCCCGACCAAGGAGCUGCACCGCAAGCUAUCCUCAGAUGAGAUGUACCUGCUGGAUUCUGGGGGGCAAUACUGGGAUGGAACCACAGACAUCACCAGAACAGUCCACUGGGGCACCCCCUCUGCUUUCCAAAAGGAGGCAUACACCCGUGUGUUGAUCGGAAAUAUCGAUCUGUCCAGACUCAUCUUUCCUGCUAAUACAUCAGGGCGAAUGAUGGAGGUGUUUGCCCGCAGAGCCUUAUGGGAUGUUGGGCUGAAUUAUGGUCACGGGACAGGCCAUGGCAUUGGCAACUUCCUUUGUGUGCAUGAGUGGCCAGUGGGAUUCCAGUACAACAACAUCCCCAUGGCUAAGGGCAUGUUCACCUCCAUCGAACCUGGUUACUAUCAGGAUGGAGAAUUCGGGAUCCGUCUUGAAGAUGUGGCCCUUGUGGUAGAAGCAAAGACCAAGUACCCCGGGUCCUACCUGACCUUUGAAGUGGUAUCCUUGGUGCCCUAUGAUCGGAACCUCAUUGAUGUCAGCCUGCUGUCUCCUGAGCAGCUCCAGUACCUGAACCACUAUUACCAGACCAUCCGAGAGAAGGUGGGCCCGGAGCUCCAGCAACGGCAGCUGCUGGAGGAGUUCGAGUGGCUGCAGCAGCACACGGAGCCCCUGUCAGCAAAGGCCCCACAUACUGCCCCCUUGGCCUCUCUGUUGGCAGUCUCCUCUCUGGCCAUCCUUGGCUGCAGAGUCUAG
Puma concolor (puma) is the source of this 2028-nucleotide messenger RNA. NCBI's taxonomy places the organism in Eukaryota, Metazoa, Chordata, Mammalia, Carnivora, Felidae. The record is from RefSeq and is a predicted model, not a curated record.